AUGAAAGAGAGGAAGCGGCGGGAAGGAGAGGAGUACGGAGGUGCUGCGUACUUUACGGAAGUUUCUCGAUGUUGUAAUGCUGCCUAUCAAGUGUUUGUGUUUUGUUCACAUCGACAUAUCAACGGAAAAUUAUUUGGAGUUAUUGCAAUGACCGCCUCUGGCAGAUUUGAGUUUUGCCUUGGAAUUUUCUCCUUUUUGGGUGGGGACCUGGCUAAUCUUGCAAACAACGACAAUAUGAGACUCGAUCGUCCCACCCUAAUCUUGUCUGCUCGCCGCGAGAGGACUCGUUAUCAUGAGCAGGCUAGAGCCUUCCCUAUGUGCUUCACGACAAGGAAGCGUCGACCUCUAGGAGUCGACUAUCACAGGGGUCGUUAUCUCAGACUCGUACACACCAUGAGGAGGAGGCCCAUUGUUGACCCUUAUUCAGGAGGCCCAUUGACACUUCAUUAUUGA
Vicia faba (fava bean) is the source of this 453-nucleotide messenger RNA. The record is from the annotation of a GenBank genome assembly. NCBI's taxonomy places the organism in Eukaryota, Viridiplantae, Streptophyta, Magnoliopsida, Fabales, Fabaceae.